CAGUUGAACGUUUGCAGUCAAAGCCAGAGGCGGGUCGAGUGCGCUUGAACAGCGCUUGAAACGUGUGGGAACGGAACACAUAAAGCAAAACGGUAAAAGGGCUUUGGCUGAGCUGAGCGCAAGUUGAGCGGCGAGCACGCCUUUAAGCCAAGCUAAGCUCGGCUUUUUGUUUUUGGGUGUGCCGAGGCAGUGCGACGAGAACGCGUGAGCGGCCAACACGUAAACGAAGCGCUCUAUGCGCUGCGCAAAAAAAAAAAAAAAAACCAACAAAAAAAAAACAUUUAAAUAAAAGAAGAAGAAAAACUCAGUUAAAAAUACACAGCGGCAGCGCUGCGGCAACAACUCAAGUGUGAAUUGUUAUUGAGGUUAUGUAAGCGGCAUAAAGCGCACUAACAAAACGCUAAAUACAAAUCGCAUUCGCUCAGCCAGGCAAAACACGUUCAAUUACAACAAUUUCAGACACGCGUCAACAUCGCGCAUUCGCACAUUCCUUCAAACUGCAAAAACACAAAAAGUAAACCUAAUGGAUCACGACGGCAAGGCACAGGCGCAAACGUCGGCUGCGACUGCGACGGCGACUGCGAUGCCAGCGCAUCCCCUGCAGGAUGUGCCGCUGAAUGAUAACGGCAGCGAUGUGACUGCAGUUGAUGACGUACAACUGACGACCAAAAAUUGGGUUAAAUUCGACGACGAGGCAGACGGCAGUGAAAAAAAUAAUAACAGUAACAGUAACAGUGCCACACAGCAACAGCAACAACAACAACAGCAGCAAAACAAGUUAGCUCUGCCGCCACCGCCGCCGUCUGUGGUCAGCAGCAACAACAAGCGACGUGCGCGCUCGCGCAGUCCCAAUGAGCUGGCCACAGCUGCAGCAAAUCCAGCGCCUGUUCAGCGCUCGGCAGUUUCCUCAACGACAGCUGGGCCGACGCCAUUGCCGGAUGUGACGCCGGCUGUUUUGACAACUGAGAGCACCCACGUUAAUCUGAAUGCAUCCGGCAGUGGCAGUGGCAGUGGCAGCGGCAGCAGUCCGCCCCGCCACCCACAGCAGCUAAUAAACCAAAAAGCAUCCUCGACUGCAGCCGGAGCUGCAGGAGCAGCGGCAGCAGUGACCGCUACUCAUCCAAAUGGCAGUGGUGCCAUCGGCAGUAGCAGCAGCACCAGCAACAACAACAACAACAACAACAACAUCAACAGCAGCAGCAGUGGCAAUGCCAACAGCAAAAGCAUCUCAAUUCCAGUGGAUCAAGCCUCCGGAAUGCGCACAAUUGAGUUGUCGACGGGUCGCAUACGUGAGGGUUUCGCUAAUGGCGAUGUGAUUGUCACUCUGCUGCCGGCCAACACGAAAUGGCCCUGGAUAACGCCGGCCAUAUUUCGACCGGAGCUGGUGCCCGAGGAGCUGAUGGCGCAGGGCCUGACGCUGACUGUGGAGGACUAUGUGAAUGCCAUGGAGACGUUGGUCAAUGACUAUCGCUUUACGGUGUACAACAUUUGCUAUAAGCGCAUUCUCGUCUGCUGGAUACUGUUCGCGUUCGCCGUGCUGCUGGCGCUGCUCUUCUCGGGGCUGCAGGGCGUGGCGCUGUUCGCCUUGGGCGUCGGCUGGCUGUUCCUCAAUGCGGCGGCCAUAUUCCUGUGCAUGUGGCUGAAGCUGCGGCUGUCGCGCGGCCUGGAGAAGUGCUUGGCGCGCGUGAACAAGCAGUUGAUGCGGCACAAGAUAUUGCUGGUGCUCGACGACCGGGGCCGCAUCUCCUGUCACAAGGUCAACCUGUGCUUCAUGUACUUCGAUGCGACGCAGUGCGUCAGCUUCCUGAACGAAUUCCUCGAGCACACCGAGCAGAAUGGCGGCGAGGCCAUCAAGGCGGGCUGGGAGGCCAAGCUGGAUAUUGAUGUCGAUGAUAUUGUCAUCCAGGGCACGCAGCCGGUGCGUCUGUCCCGCAAACAGGAGCGCGGCCUGCAGCUGUUUCUGCGCUAUGGCUCGCGCUGGGGCAUGGAGGCGCUGCGCGGCCUGGUGGAUGUGACGCCGCUGGAGCCGGGCCGGCAUUGCGGCCAAUUCCAGUGCCCGUGCCAGUAUAUCAAGGAGCAUUUGCAGUGCAAACCGCGAGAUGUUAGUCCCUAAGUCAAGGUUAUCCAUGUGCUUGCAUUGUCUAUGGUUCGGAUCCCAGUUUUCAAUAUCGUUAUUAGUAUUAACAGACGUUCAAUAUAUACAUUGCGAUUCGUUAAUCAUUUAACUACAUUAUUUAAUAACUCUUCAAACAUUGUGCAAUUCAGUUUCUGACACGUGUUGAAUGCUUUUUAAAUUCAAUAAAAUUUAUGAAAAUGUUUUAAUGUGAGUUAUU
Drosophila navojoa is the source of this 2333-nucleotide messenger RNA. RefSeq lists its product as uncharacterized. Lineage: Eukaryota; Metazoa; Arthropoda; Insecta; Diptera; Drosophilidae. The record is from RefSeq and is a predicted model, not a curated record.